AGGCAGACCUUCAUUGCGGCAGCGGAUUCUGUCGGAAUUGAAGGGCGACGUAACUCCAUCACGUUCGCCUUGAUGUGCAGUACAUGUACCGUAACUUCUCUGCGCGAAGGCUUUUCCUCUUUCUGUUGAUUGCGCAUCCUUUUUUUUCCUUUUUAGAGAACAUUACCAAUCACAAAUGAAUUUUCUGCGCCCGCGCGGUGCGCAGGACAAUCCGAAGGCGGCUCGUUUCGAGCCCGUCAGCGGGGCGAUCCCCAUUCUCGCCACCGGCCGCUUUCCCAGCCCGCGUGCACGGCGCUCUCCCUGCUCGCCAUCCGGCAAUGCCGUCGUGCACUUCUGCCGCGCUGCAUGCGGCUUUCUGCGACGGCCGCGGCGACUCCAUCUACUUCGCGGGUACCGCUGGCUGGAGAAGCGCCGCCUGCGCUGCUGCGCCGCCAUCGCCCUUUUCGUCGUCCUCCUCAGCACGCUCUUUUUUCUUUCUUUCGUUGCCAUCUUUCUCACGUGGGAGCGCCCGUGGACGCAGGUGCUUGUGCGGGAUUACCUCUCCUUCCUGAAGGGCGCCGACCUCCGCGCUCGGGUGCCGGGGGCGUCGCGUCCGCGGGAGCCGGCCCGGCUGUGGGGACUUACGAUUGCCGCGGUGCACCCCCUCGCGGAGCCGCCCCCAGCUCUGGCGCGUACGGCUGCGCAGGCCGACAACGCCGUCCCGUCUCCCCUGACAGCUCGCCUCGAGGCGAAGUACGCUGACAGUUUAGUCAUCUACACCUUCGCCAACGGGACGGAGCGCAAUCACGUCUAUCGCCGCCUCAGUCUAUCCUACUGCGGCUCUCAUAUUCAAAAUAUCGAGGCGCAGCUCCUGCUGAACGGUGUCGUGCUGGAUGGUAAAGGUACGACGGAGUUCUGCACGACACCGAUGCAGCAAGCAAAGACAAACAAGGAGGUGUUGACCAUGGUGGAUGGGCGUGUGGAGACAUCCAUUACAGGUCGUGACCGCGAGACCGACGAGCUGCGGCACAGCAUUCGCAGUCUGGAGAAGCACGUCCAGUGGCACCGCGGGCGUGUGGUGAUUGUGUCGCCCGGGCACCACCCGACGUGGGUGGACGGCGCGAGGAACUUCCUUGCCGGUGUGUGCGGUGGCGCGGCUGUGCAGGCGCUGCGCUCGCGUGGCACGCAUCUGCGGCUGACGACGGUGCACCAGGACGCGCUGAUGGUCGCCCACGCUAGGCUAACAGUCAACACGCAUUCGAUUGAGCAACAACUCUGGCGUGUGCGGAACACGACCGCCGUGCACGUGUACAUGAACGACGACUACUUCGUGAACCGCGACGUGGCCAUCACGGACCUGUUCAACGAGUACGGCGGCACCAUUGUGCGGGUAGAGUCGUCGCUUAUCAGUAGUGCGUACACGGCCAACGAUACGUUACCGACGUGGGAGGACGGUGUAAGCCACACGAACUACAUUGCGAUUCGCGAUCUGGAUCUCCAGCACGAAGAUGACGUCUCGGCACACGCGCUGCAGUUGUUGCAGCAGCAGACCGGGGAUGCGGUGCACGUGCACGCGGACGCGAUCCGCAGUGGUGCCGCCCCCCUGCCCUCUUUCAACGCACCCAGUCCGAAAGACGCCAUGUGGAUGAUCAUGGAUCUGCUGGAGGGGGACCACGCUGCGAAUCUCACUCUUCCAACCGCCUACUCCGCCGAGGCGGUGAUCGCCGCGUACACGAGUCCCUCCUUCGGUGUGGUUCGACCCCACUUCUUUGCCACCCAUGCCCCGUUCGUGUACUGCACCAACAUGCUGCGGUACUUGGCGUCGCGUUACCAGCGGGAGUACGCGCAGUCCAUGUUCCUGCACCGCUCGCGCAGCUCCACAGACUUGUACGUGCCGUUCCUGUACAACGCGUUUGUGAUGGCCCGGCCGUGGGUCGCCUCGCCGCGCUUUCUUCCCUAUCUUCUUUUCCAACGAGAGAUGGAGAGAGCGAUGGCGCGGCGCGGAGGGGAGCGCGUCGGUGUCACGGAACGGCCGGACGCGGCGGCCGCCGCCAACCUCAACGAUGUCCCGCUUCAACAGGCAAGACAGAAAGAAAUGGAGGAAAUCAAGAAGACCCUCUCGCUCAACCCCAUCCGACUGGACAACGAGGACGGCUGUGCGCCGGCGACGAUGCUGGUGGGGGAAGCAGAAAACAGCUGCCUCUUUGGCCGCUUCACCGAUGAUCUGAACGAGAACAGCCGGUACAUGCGCCAGAUUGCGGAAGAGAAGCCCAUGUUUUUUAACGUGAACUCCGGCCUGACGACGCUGACGGCAGCCGAUCAGCUUCGUGCCUUUCUAAAAACGAAGUUUCCACAGCAGAUUUUUUUAGAAAAGGCGCGUGCAUCAGCAGGGGUGGUCGAUCCGGCGCUGACACCGCUGUUUAGUGCGCUGAUGACGUUGCCGGUGUUGGCUGUGGUGUCGUUCGCGGAGGGCGUGUGCCCGCUGGUGCGCAGUCUGUCGCUCGCCUUCGCCGGCCACCACCGUGGUCGCGUGCACGUUCGGCAGCCACGACACGGCCUUGGGGAAGUCGACGCCACGCUGGGGGAGGUUCGAGCGGAGUUGCACUACACGCCGAUGAGUGCGCUGCCCGCUGUCGGCUGUACCUUUUCCUCGAGAGUCGAUGUUGCCGUGACGAAGCGGGGACAGAGCCUCGUGAACCUUACCCUGCAAGCCUUUGCCAACGAUGGAGGGUUUGCGGUGGCGCUGCCGUCGACGUGCGGUGCCGGGGACGGUGGCGCCGCGGGGCUGCGCGUGCAUGGGUUUGUGAUCGACGCACAGACACCGCAUCUUCCACUCCGCCAAGUAAAACACAUUCCCGAGGCGCUGUCGAUGCCCGGGCAGACGCUUGCGUUGGAGGACUUCCGUGCGAUGCGUGUGGGACCGGAUGACCGUGACGUUGUGCUCGUGCUGGCCCGCGAGGACGCCGCGGCGAAGGCGGUGCACUGGAUCGACGGCGCAUCGGAGAAUGAUCUGCUCAUCACCUUUCCACUUCCUCUAAGGGAAUAUGAGGAAAUGGAGGCGAUGAUUAAGUGGGUGGCGUGGCAGCCGUGA
Leptomonas pyrrhocoris is the source of this 3070-nucleotide messenger RNA. RefSeq lists its product as hypothetical. Gene Ontology annotation, cellular component: Golgi apparatus. The transcript has a single exon. Lineage: Eukaryota; Euglenozoa; Kinetoplastea; Trypanosomatida; Trypanosomatidae. The coding region runs from base 176 to 3070 and encodes 964 amino acids. The record is from RefSeq and is a predicted model, not a curated record.